AUGUGUUCUGUAAGAUUUUUUGUUAUGUUAGUGUUUUGCGCACUGUUUUGAAUGUGUUCUGUUGCAUUGUUUCUCACGUUAGUUCCUCGUAUACUGUUUUGGGUGUAGUCUGUUUGAUUGUAUGUCUCGUCAGUGCCUUGCGCACUUUUUUGUAUGUGUCCUUUAUGGUGGUUUGGUAAGAUUUUUUGUUACGUUAGUGUUUUGCGCACUGUUUUGAAUGUAUCGCGUUGGAUUGUUUGUCACGGUAGUACCUGGGGCACUGUUUUGUAUGUGUUCUGUCAACUUUUUGGUACGUUCGAGUGUCACUCAAUGUUUUUUAUGUGUUGUGUUGCCUUUUUGUCACUAGUGUCUCGCGCACUGUUUGGUAUAAGUUUUCUUGACAGUUUGUUACAUUAGGGGCUUGCGCACUGUUUUCUAUAUCUUUUCUUUGAUUGUUUGGUACGUUAGUGCCUCGCGCACUGUUUUGAAUGUGUUCUGGAAGGCUUCUACUUACGUUAGUGUUUUGCGGACCGUUUUAAAUGUGUUCUUAUGAUUGUUUGGUACGGUAGUUUCUCGCGCACUGUUUUGAAUGUGUUCUGUAAGAGUUUUUUUACGUUAGUGUCUUGCGCACUAUUUUGAAUGUGUUCUGUUUUGAUUGCAUACUGUUUUGUAUGUGUUUUUUAUGAUUGUUUGCUACGUUAGUGACUCGCGCACUGUUUUCUACGUGUUUUAUCGACUGUUUGUUACGUUCGAGUUUGGUGCACUGUUUUUUAUGUGUUCUGUUGCCUUUUUGUGACUCUAGUGUCUUACGUACUGUUUGGUAUGAGUUUUCUUGAGAGUUUGUUACGUUAAUGUCUCGCGCACUGUUUUGUAUGUGUUUUGUUGACUCUAUGACGUUAGUGCCUUGCGCAGUGUUUUUUAUGUGUUCUGUUUUACUGUUUGGUACGUUAGUUCCUUGCGCACUGUUUUGAAUGUGUUCUUUAAGAUUUUUGUCACGUGAGUGUUUUGCACACCGUUUUGAAUGUGUUCUGUAUGACUGUUUGGUAAGUUAGUGCAUCGCGCACCGUUUUGUGUUGGAUUGUUUGUCACGUUAGUGCCUCGGGCACUGUUUUGUAUGUUUUGUAUGUGUUCUGUCGACAGUUUUUUGUAUGUUUUCUCUUUGAUUGUUUGGUACGUUAGUGCCUUAGGCACUGCUUUGAAUGUGUUUUGUAAGAUUUUUACUUAGGGUAGUGUUUUGCGCACCGUUUUGAAUGUGUUGUGUUGGAUUGUUUGUCAUGUUAGUGCCUCGGGCACUGUUUUGUUAUGUGUUCUGUCGACAGUGUUUUGCACUGUUUUUUGAUUGUGUUUUGUUUUUUUUUUUUUAGGCACUGUUUUGAAUGUGUUUUUGAACUGUUUAUAUUGUAUUCUGUUGGAUUGUUUGUCACUUUAGUGCCUUGCACGGUGUUUUGUAUGUGUUCUGUUUGAUUGCAUGUGACGUCAGUGUCUUGCGCAAUCUUUUGUAUGAGUUCUCUUUGAUGUUUUUAUGUGUUCUGUAAUUUUUUUCAAGUUAGUUCUUGGGCAUUGUUUUGAAGGUGUUCUAUUGGAUUAUUUGUCACGUUAGUGCCUGGCACAAUGUUUUUUAUGUGUUCUGUUGGUUUUUUUUGACGUUCCGGUGUCGCGCACUGUUUUUUAUGUGAUCUGUUGAGUUUUUGUUACGUUAGUGUCUCGGUCACUUUUUGGUAUGUGUUAUUUGUAAUUGUUUGUCACGUUUGUGUUUUGUAUGUGUUAUGUUUGAUUGUUUGGUACGUUGGUGCCUCGCGCACUGUUUUGAAUGUGUUUGGUCAAAUUUUUUGUUACGUUGGUGUUUUGGGCACUGUUUUGAAGGUGUUGGAUUGUUGCUCACGUUAGUGCCUUGCACAAUGAUUUGUAUGUCUUUUGUUGACUGUUUUUUAUGUUCUGAUGUCGCGCACUGUUUUUUUUGUAAUCUGUUGAUUUUUUUUCACGUUAGUGUCUCGCGCACUGUUUGGUAUGAGUUUUCUUGACAGUCUGUUACGCUAUUGUCUUGCGCACUGUUUGGUAUGUGUUUUGUCGACUGUUUGUCACGUUAGUGCGUUGCGCACGGUUUUGUAUGUAUUCUGUUUGAUGUUUUGUGACGUUCAUGUUUUGCGCAGUGUUUUGAAUGUGUUCUAUUGGAUUGUUUGUCACGUUAGAUCCUCGCACAAAGUUCUGUGUGUGUUCUGUUGAGUGUUUUUUACGUUCGGGUGUCGCGCACUGUUUUUUUUAUGUGUUCUGUUGACUUUUUGUUACGUUAGUGUCUCGCGCAUUGUUUUGUAUGAGUUUUCUUGACAGUUUGUUAUGUGAGUGUCUCGAGCACUGUGUUGUAUGUGUUCUGCUGACUAAUGGUCACGUUGGUGCCUCGUGCACUAUUUUUUAUGUGUUCUGUUGGCUGUUUUUUAUGUUAUUGUCUUGCGCACUGUUUUUAAUGUGUUUGGUAUGAUUUUUUGUUACGUUAGUGUCUCGUGCACUGUUUCGUAAUGUCCUGUUGACUCUUUGUUACGUUAGUGUCUCGCACAUUGUUUUGUUUGCGUUCUGUUUAACUGUUUGUUACGUUUGGCGUCCUGCACUCUUUUUUUAUGUGUUUAGUUGAGUGUUUGUUACGUUAGUGUCUCGUGCACAGUUUUUUAUGUGUUCUGUUUGGUUGUUUGUCACAUUAGUGCCUUUUGGACUGUUUUGUAUGUGUUCUGUUUGACAGUUGGUUUCGUUAGUGCCUCGUGUUUGACUGUUUGUUACGUUGGUGUCUCGUGUACUAUUUUGUAUAUGUGUAGUUGACUGUUUGUUACCUUUGUGUCUUGCAGACUGUUUUGUAUGUGUUCUGCUUGAUUCUUGAUUACGUUAGGGUUUUGUGCACUGUUUUGAAUGUGUUCUGUUUCAUUGUUUUUCACGUUACUGUUUCGGGCGCUGUUUUGUAUGGGUUGUGUAGACGAUUCGUUACGUUAGUGUCUGGCGUACUGUUUUGCAAGGGUUAGUUACAUUAGUGUCUCGCGCACUGUUUUGUUUGUUUUCUGUUUGACCAUUUGUUACGUUGGUGUCUCGCGCACUGUUUUGUAUGUUUUUUUAUACUUUUUCUUGUGUUAGUGUCUCGUGCACUGUUUGUAUGUGUUUUGUUUGGUUGUUUGUCACGUAAGUGUCUCGUGCACUGUUUCGUAUUUGUUUUGUUGACUUUUUCUAAUGUUAGUGUCUCGCGCACUAUUUUGUAUGUGUUUUGUUUCGUUGUUUGUUACGUUAGUGUCUCGUGCACUGUUUUGCACGUGUUGUGUUUGACUGUUUGUUACGUUACUGCCUCUCGUACUGUUUUGUAUGUGUUCUGUUUGCUUGUUUGUUACGUUAGUGGCUCGCACCCUGUUUUGUAUAUGUUCUGUUGAGCGUUUGUUACGUUAGUGUCUCGCGCAGUGUUUUGUAUGUGCUCUGUUUGAAUGUUUGUUACAUUUGUGUCUCGCACAUUGUUUUGAAUGUGUUUUGUCAGACUAUUUGUUGUGUCAGUGUCUCGCACACUGUUUUCUGUGUUCUGUUGACUGUUUGUCACGUCAGUGCCUCGCCCACUGUCUUGUAUGAGUUCUGUUGACUGUUUGUUACGUUAGUGUCUUACGCACAGUUUUGUAUGUGUUCUGUUGACUGUUUUUCACGUUAGUGUCCCGCGCACUAUUUUGUAUGUGUUUUGUUUGAUUGUUUGUUACGUUAGUGCCUCGUGAACUAUUUUGUUCGUGUUCUGUUCAGUGUUUGCUAUGUUGGUGUCUCGCGCACUGUUUUGCAUGAGUUUUGUUGACUGUUUGUUACGUUAGUGUCUUGCACACUGUUUUGCAUGUGUUGUAUUCAGUGUUUCUUAUGUUCGUGUCUUGUGCACUGUUUUUAUCUGUUCUGUAUGAUUGUUUGUUACGUUAGAGUCUCGUGCACUGUUUUGUAUGUGUUCUGUUUGUCUGUUUGUGAUGUUAGUGUCUUGAGCACUGUUUUUUAUUUGUUCUGUUGGAUUGUUUGUUACGUUAGAGUCUCGUGCACUGUUUUGUAUGUGUUCUGUUGACUCUUACGUUAGUGCCUCUUGCACUGUUUUGUCUGUGUUCUGUUUGACAGUUUGUUACGCUGGUGUCUGGCGUAGUGUUUUGUAUGUGUUUAGUUGACUGUUUGUUAUGUUUCUCGCGCACUGUUUUGUAUGCGUUUUGUUCGACUGUUUGCUGCGUUAAUGUUUCGCGCACUUUUUUUAUGUGUUCUGUUGACUGUUUGUUACAUUAGUGUCUCACGGACCGUUUUGUAUGUGUUCUGUGUGAUUCUUUGUUACGUUAGUGUCUCGUGCACCGUUUUCUCUGUGUUCUGUUGGAUUGUUUGUCACGUUAGUGUCUCGCGCACUGUGUUGUACGUGUUCGGUUUGAUUGUUUGUCACGUUAGGGACUCGUGCACUGGUUUCGUUCUGUUUUGUUUGAUUGUUAAUGUGGACAAUUUCAUGCCCCUCCCGCAGUGCGACAUUUGAUUUUUUUUUCUCGCUAUAGUGGACACUCAAAUACUUCGUCCACGAUCCUGACUCACAUAACAAAAAUAGACAUUACGAUAAAAGAAAGUAAAGGAACCAUUCUUGAAUUGGGUGCGGCCGGAUCUUUUUAUGGUUAGUAAGGCUACCUUAGAAACUUUAUCUUUUUUUAGUUUCAUAUUAUUUCAUAUGUUUAGAGACAAAUCAAUUAAUUUUUCUCUCGUACCCCCGCUAUUACGGACUCUCGCUAUUACGGACACUAAAUCUUCCCCCUCCCCCGCGGGUUUCUGUAAUAAUGGGAGUUGACUGUGUUAUUUUGCAUCAGAACCAUUACAUUGACUGUGCUGGAUGACAAAGCAGAGCAAGAACUAAACUUUAAUCUAUAGCUUGAAUUGGUUUUUCACUUGUUUCGCUCUUACUGAGCCCUCAGGGUCCCGGCUUUCAGUGCCGGCUUUAACAUGACUUUCUCAAUUCCGUUUGUUAUUAUAACUUCUCCAUUCAAGGAGGUUUUGUCAUUUAUUUUAAGAGCUUGCACUGUCUUGAAAGAGGCAAAAAGUACCUUAAAUCUAAAAAUGACUUUAUCUUACAGGUAUUUCAGUCACCAAGAGUUACGUAACUUGUUCACACUGGAAGAUCCUCAUCAUUCAAAAACGCAACUACAGCUUGAUCAUUGA
Messenger RNA from Pocillopora meandrina, 5148 nucleotides. Lineage: Eukaryota; Metazoa; Cnidaria; Anthozoa; Scleractinia; Pocilloporidae. The record is from the annotation of a GenBank genome assembly.